AUGCUGCCGGAAGCUUUUCACACUCGUCGCGGAAGCGCAAGCACGACCGCUGAUAGCGGAGUGUUUGGUCAGAAAUCAAUUCUCUCUACAAUACCUUCCACUCAUGCCGAGUGUCAGCCGCUCCUGACCGGCGCGCCAGCACCCCAAGUUUUCGUUCACCCGGUCGAGUGUGCGUCAGUCACGAGCCGCUUGCUAUUACAGUGGGUCACUCCAUCGAUCGUGCUCGCUAAUCGGCCACUCGCUCAGAGAUCGCGAAGCUUACCGUCAUAUCAGUCGCAAAUCCAUCAGCGGCAGCGUCGAGGCCAAGAAUUUUCAAAACGCGGCCUGGAGCAGGGGGACGUCUGGGAGCUUCCCUCGCACAAUUGCGCCGAGCAUGAUGCCAACGUUUUGCAGUGCGCCUGGAUCAGCUCUGGAUCUUUGUUACUAGCCUGUAGCAAAGUGCACGGCGUAAAGUUUCUAUGGCUCGGAGUGUUGUACGGUCUGGAACAAGUCUUUAAUUUAGUUGAACCUUACGUGUUGUUUCGAAGUGUGUUGCUACUGCAGGAGCAAGAAGAGGAAAUUGGAAACGAAAUCAAAUCAAGACGUGAUUUUUUACUUUGGAUCUCAACACUUCUUUCAUGCCGUUUUCUGCGCUCGCUUCUGUCCGUAUAUGUGCGCGCAGAAUUACAGACAUUAAUGCUGCGUCUUACGGCAGCGCUACAGAGCCUCGUAUUGCAAAAGGCACUGCGGCUUUCAAAUAGCAUACUUCGAGAGGCUGACGCGCUCUAUGUAGCUGAUGUGAAGCAAUUUCUCAAAGGCGCUGCGUGUUUGCACGAAGUUUGGGCAUCCUUGUUGUUGUUGGCAUUGCUUUUGAUUUUAAUUGCGCAGUUUCUUGGAGAUGCAGCAUUUGGGGCCACUUUCGGCGCAAUGAUCGUGACACUUGCGAGCUCACAAGUACUCAAAUCGUUGCAAUUGCGAUCGAAAGAACGGGUACGAAAAAUGCGAAAAAACCGACAAAGUUCAGCAAAUGAAAUGGUACUUGCCAUGGCUGCUGUGAAAUUACAUGCAUGGGAAUUUGCAGCAAACGCGCGUGUGAGUGCUUCCAGAAUGCGGGAAGUGGCGGCCCUGUGGCGUUUUCACUCACGAAUUGCCAUUGAAGCUGCCUUUUAUUACACCACGCCAAUAUUCGUCGCUACAACAGCACUGGCCAUUGGUUCCCAAACCUCUACGCAUUUGCUUAAUCCUACAUCAGCAUUCUUCGUUAUGACGCUCAUGCUUCUCAUCCGCACUCCACUUCGAUCUCUUCCUGAGGCGUUGCUCGGUGCUCGUGCUGCUUGGCUUUCACUUUCUAAUCUGUCACACUUCAUGGGCCAAGAAGAAAUGAAUCCGUAUGCAGUCGCUCGACGGGAUAGUUUGCCGUUAGUAGCCAAGUAUGACGCACAAGAAGUCGUUGUUGCCGUCAAAAAUGCAACACUGGGCUGGACGACAAGUGGUCCUGUGAUCUUCCAGCACUUAAAUGUGACGAUGGGUGCUGGGGAGCUACUAGUUGUUCAUGGACGCCCCGGAAGCGGAAAGUCUUCCUUUCUCUCAGCUCUUCUUGGUGAAAUGCAAUUACGUGAUGGGAAUAAUGGUCAAAUAUACGUCGGUGGUUCCGUUGCUUUCUGCCCCCAACAGCCGUGGCUACAACAGAAGCUUUCAGUGCGUGACAAUAUACUAUUUGGCUUGCCGUUAGACCAUUGUAAAUACCAGCACGUGCUUGAUGCGUGUGAUCUCGUUAAUGUUUUAAAGUUGUUACCGGCCGGUGAUCAUACGCUGGUUGAAAAAUGGAAAGCAACUACAGGACAACAAGCUCUUAUAAGCUUGGCGCGUGCUUGCUAUAGUGAUGCUGAUAUUUAUUUACUAGACGACCCGUUGGCUCACGUCCGUCCGAGAUCUGUAGCGCGCAAUUUUUUUUCGCGUUGCGUACUGGGACUUUUGCGAAACAAGACAAGAAUUAUUGUGACUUCUAAUAUAGACUUUGUCGACUCUGAUUUCGUGAACAAUAUCGUUCGCCUUGAAGACGGCGGUCGGCUAGUGCGUACACGGGAUGUAUAUGAAGCUUCGUGGCGUGAAAAGCAACAAGGAGUCGAAGAAAGUGAUAUAGAAAGAACAGUAUUCGCCGAAAAAAAUUGGGAGCAUGGUGAUGAAAUAUCUUGUCCUUCUGAACUAUCAUAUACCCCUGCCGAAGACUCGCCCGAUAUUGAACAGUUGUCUAUGGAGAAUAUUGUCAACACAAGUCGCAUCUCGCUGAUUGAGCGACCUUUGCGAGAGUAUCUUUCAUGUGAAUCGACAGCAGAGGCCGAAUGGUGCAAAUGGAAAUGGCCAUUUAAAUCAAUUUAUGUUUAUGCUCAACUCAUUGGUGGCAUUCGUCUUGCAUCAGUGCUUAUUUUUCUUUUCAUGUUGUGGCGAGCACUUCUGUUGAUCGGUAAAGUGUGGGUUGUUUACUGGAUACAGUCAAGUAACCAGAAAGACUUGGGGAUCAUACUAAUUUCGUUGUCAGUGGGGGCUGGGCUGUUAACACUAAGUUACGCAUUAGGUGUUGCCUGGAUAGCAAUGUUAGGAUCACGUCGUGCCUUUUCAUCGCUCGUGUCGGCUUUUCUUCAAGCUCCGUUGGUAUUUUUUGAUAUUUAUGGGGCUGGAAGUGGUAGAGCCCGGUCCAAACGUAUUAGUCAAAAUAAGAGACGUGAACUUGAGCGGGUAUUUACAAAUGAAGAUCUCUCAGUCCUGGAUACGAGACUCCCUCUCGCCGUUAAUGCUAUAUCGGCUAUCGGAGCUUCAAUUUUGUUAGCAUUUCUAACAAUAACGGUGGUAACAAGGUACUUCAUAGUGUUACUGAUACCUAUAUUUUACAUGUAUCUUCAAGCUGCCGGACUGUAUCUGCGACCUGCACGUGACGUGCUUCAUUUAGAGCGCCGAGCGCGACAGGCUGCGCGUAUGUAUGCACUUGAGAUGCUUGCAGGAGCUCGCGUUGUUCGGGCCUAUGGGCUGGCGCAUGUGCAUCGCGUUCUGGGUCACCAUUUCUGGUUACUGGAUAUUGCUGCUCGAGAUGCUCAUUUGGGUCUGCACAUCGAUUUGUGGUUAAUGUUGCGAGUUCAAUUAUGUGGUACUAUCAUGGUUGGAUUUGUAGCAGCUUUAUCCUUCUUGUCCUUACAACAUAGACAAAAUGCUGGUCUAUUUACUUUAGCGCUUUAUGAAGCGCUGGCGGUUAACAAUGGCGCGCUUGAAGCACUUGUGCGUGCUUGGGCUUGGCUCAGCCCAAUUCUACCAGUUGCUGCUCGAGUUCAAGCUGCUGUAAGAGGUGCGGAAGUCAUCGUCGAAAGCGCAACUAACUCGAUUGCCACCGCGAGACGCGAAUUUCCGCUUCUUACACCAAGUGAGGUCUAUCCAUCGUUAGCUUGGCCCACGAAGGGUGAUUUACGCUUUGAUGCCGUCACUUUUCGCGAUCCUGCUGCUGCGAUUGUUGACGAGCUCACCGACAUGUUUGAGCUUGGUGAUGGUGGAGCUCCUCCUCUAGCUCUUAAAUCUGUUUCGUUUCGAGUACAGUCUGGUGAAAAAGUGGCCAUUCUUGAGUCGUCAAUUGCCUCUCCAGUUUCUUCAGUUGGUCGGGCAUUGCUGCGCUUGCACGAGCUAACGGCUGGACGAAUUGUAGUGGAUGGUGUCGAUGUGGCUACUUUAGGUCUGAGUACCCUUCGCUCUCGUAUUGCGUGCGUGUCUGCAGCACCACCAAAUGCUGCAUUAUAUGAUGGAUCAGUCCGUUCGCAGCUUAAUCCUAAUCGCGCUGACAUUGCAGAUAAACAUUUGUGGUCUGCUUUGCGCGCAGUUAGGCUUGAAAACGAUGUGAUUUCACUAGACGAUCCGUUUCCAGGUGUCUCAGCCUUAGCGCGAAACCCAUCAAAGCGUCUUCUGUUAAGCCUUGCUCGUGCUUUGCUGAGCGAAUCAUCCGUUGUGGUGCUUGCUAUAGCUCCUGUGCUGAUGACAACCCCAGUGGACAACUAUCAAAUGCAACCGGAGCUGCAUUUUGCUCCGAAUGACGCUACUUUUGAGAUAAUGCAACAAGUGGUGAAUGAGGAGCUGUGUGAUGCAACUGUGCUACUAUUAAUACCGUCUGUCAAGGAUUUUUCACGCCACAAUCAAAAUUUGAGAAGAAUUCUUAUGAAUGUUGUAGACCGUACACUUGUCGUGGUUAAUGGCGAAAUGGCUGAGAUUGGGGCCAUUACAGACAUUCCUGCGUUUAUUUCAUAUGCAGAUCAAUCGAGUACUUAUUCCGAAGCUCCAAUAAUUUCAUAUGCAGAUCAAUCGAGUACUUAUUCCGAGGCUCCAAGUCGGUUGGAGUUGUCCGAUUUGGAACAGUUCAGUGAGCAUAAAAGCUUAUUGGCGCUACCGGACCUCCAGGAGCAUUAUGUAGAUGAAGGCGAGUCUUCUGCAAGUGGCGAGUUUGUGAUGGUGACGUCUGCAGCUGACUUAGAGACCGAUAGGUUUGUAGAGAAUGUGGAAAUAAAAUUUCAAGUCUGUUUGUGA
This is a messenger RNA of Plasmopara halstedii, 4536 nucleotides long. RefSeq names its product atp-binding cassette superfamily. Gene Ontology annotation, cellular component: membrane. Gene Ontology annotation, biological process: transmembrane transport. NCBI's taxonomy places the organism in Eukaryota, Oomycota, Peronosporomycetes, Peronosporales, Peronosporaceae. The transcript has a single exon. The record is from RefSeq and is a predicted model, not a curated record. Gene Ontology annotation, molecular function: ATP hydrolysis activity; ATP binding; ABC-type transporter activity. The coding region runs from base 1 to 4536 and encodes 1511 amino acids.